GGCCACGCGGCUCCCAGCACGGAUGGCGGGAAGGUGUUCUGUAUGUUCUACGCGUUGCUGGGCAUCCCGCUCACGCUCGUCAUGUUCCAGAGCCUGGGCGAGCGCAUCAACACCUUCGUGAAGUACCUGCUGCACCGCGCCAAGAAGGGGCUGGGCAUGCGGCGCGCCGACGUGUCCAUGGCCAACAUGGUGCUCAUCGGCUUCUUCUCGUGCAUUAGCACGCUGUGCAUCGGCGCUGCGGCCUUCUCCUACUACGAGCACUGGACCUUCUUCCAGGCCUACUACUACUGCUUCAUCACGCUCACCACCAUAGGCUUCGGCGACUACGUGGCGCUGCAGAAGGACCAGGCGCUGCAGACGCAGCCGCAGUACGUGGCCUUCAGCUUCGUCUACAUCCUCACGGGCCUCACGGUCAUCGGAGCUUUCCUCAACCUCGUGGUGCUGCGCUUCAUGACCAUGAACGCCGAGGACGAGAAGCGCGACGCCGAGCACCGCGCCCUGCUCACGCGCAACGGGCAGGCGGGCGGCAGCAGCGCGGGCUGCGGCGGGGGCGCUGGAGGCAGCGCGCACACCACCGACACCGCCUCGUCCACCGCGGUGGCUGGCGGCGGUGGCUUCCGCAACGUGUACGCCGAGGUGCUGCACUUCCAGUCCAUGUGCUCGUGCCUGUGGUACAAGAGCCGCGAGAAGCUACAGUACUCCAUCCCCAUGAUCAUCCCGCGGGACCUCUCCACGUCCGACACGUGCGUCGAGCAGAGCCACUCGUCGCCGGGAGGGGGCGGUCGCUACAGUGACACUCCCUCGCACCGCUGCCUCUGCAGCGCGGCGCCGCGCUCCGCCAUCAGCUCCGUGUCUACGGGCUUGCACAGCCUGUCCACCUUCCGCGGCCUCAUGAAGCGCAGGAGCUCCGUGUGACCGCCCCGCGGGCCUGGCGCACUGGGAGCGCGGCAGGGCCGGGCAGGGGCCGGGCGGGAGGCUCCUGCCCCAGAGCAGCAGCAGGGGUCGUCGAAGAGGAAGCCCAGCAGCCUUCGGCCCCGUGG
This is a messenger RNA of Loxodonta africana (African savanna elephant), 1040 nucleotides long. RefSeq names its product potassium two pore domain channel subfamily K member 3 (gene KCNK3). The coding region runs from base 43 to 915 and encodes 290 amino acids. The record is from RefSeq and is a predicted model, not a curated record. Gene Ontology annotation, molecular function: open rectifier potassium channel activity; potassium ion leak channel activity; outward rectifier potassium channel activity. Gene Ontology annotation, biological process: potassium ion transmembrane transport; stabilization of membrane potential. Lineage: Eukaryota; Metazoa; Chordata; Mammalia; Proboscidea; Elephantidae. Gene Ontology annotation, cellular component: plasma membrane. The transcript has a single exon.